UUGUUAAAUUGCCAAUACUCAGAGUCUCACGUCUGCCAGAUAGCCAAGAGUGGUGGAACCAGCUGCACCGUUUCUAAAUUCAUCCCAAUCGAUCGAUCUGAUCGCCAUCAAUAUAGUCCAACGGCUUUUCUAGAAGUGCAAGAAAGUGGACUCUUAUUUUUAUAAAUCAGGCGAACUAGUCAGUGCAAUUAAAGUAUUCUGUCGCGAACUUUCUCUAUAUUUAAACUGCAUUUCCAAUUGACUUCCUUAAUUCCUGAUCUCGAAGUCAUCACAGAUAUUGUCCCACAUUGAUUUAGUGCGUGACGACACCCAAGGGAUAUUGAGAGUCUUUGCAAAGUGAACCAAACCCAAAAUGGGUAUUCCUGAUCUUCGAUUGCUUGCUCAAGUUGAAUUCGAAGUCUUCGGACAUGUUCAAGGUUGUGGCUUCACCAAAUGCUGUCGCGACCUUUGUGCCAAAUCAGAUAUUCGCGGUUGGGUGAAAAACUCAAAACGUGGAACAAUCGUGGGAAAGAUGCAAGGACCAAAAGUUGAAGUUGAUAAAAUGAUCGAAUGGCUAUCAACCGUUGGCUCGCCCGGAUGCCAAAUCGAAAGAUGCGAACUAUCAAACUGGAAGACUCUCGCGAGAUUGGACUACAAGGACUUCUCAAUAAGAUUUUAAGGAAUUGUGCUGUUUGCAAGAAUCUGUUAUUUAUAUAUUUUCCAAGAAAUCUGUGUCCGUAAAUGUAUAUUUAUUCGUUGUGUCCUUUUGUAAAAUAAUUUUAUGAUACGUAAAAAAUAAAAACAAAUAUGAUAUUUUAUUUA
Molecule: messenger RNA, 801 nt
Organism: Hermetia illucens (black soldier fly)
Lineage: Eukaryota; Metazoa; Arthropoda; Insecta; Diptera; Stratiomyidae
Product: acylphosphatase-2
Exons: 4
Coding region: 353-658 (101 amino acids)
Molecular function (GO): acylphosphatase activity
Source: RefSeq, a predicted model, not a curated record